UCUGAGCGUUGGAUGCGAUGUCAACUGUUCCUUGGGGGUCAGACAGUUCGCCAUCGUCGGCGUCCAAAUGCAUGGAACGCGUUCGUUCGUCAACGACUCAAUGAUAUAAAUGAAGGUACGUGCCUAUCGAAGGGCGACUGUUGGAAACUUAUGGAAUUCAUCGACUCUCACAAAGAAACUCUGCGCGUCGACUAUGCAAGACUCUCCCACGCUCAAAAGAAUGCUUUUGAGGUUGAGAUCAUGAAGAUGCAUGCCUCCAAGCAACGCAUGGUCCAUGAUAACCCGAAGGCAGUCCAGCGCGACAUGCAGGCCACUUUCGCUGCUAUGGACCAAGAGCAUUUGCUGUCUCUGGCCUUGGUACGUUUCUAUACUCUAGCUAAUCUGAUUUUUUUGACGAUAUUCUACUGGCCGGUAGCUGAGGAUGUAUCCGCUAUAUCAACCCAGAAAAAAUCCCUCAACAAGCUAAUUAGCGAGUGUCGGACGCACAUCCAAGAUGAGCUUGGUGAGCAUUAUCUCUACAGAACUUUAUCAUGCAUGAAAACAAACUAUAACAACUAUGAGCAUGCUAUUGUUGAACAUCACAGUGUGGCGCUUGAUGGU
Molecule: messenger RNA, 600 nt
Organism: Suillus paluster
Lineage: Eukaryota; Fungi; Basidiomycota; Agaricomycetes; Boletales; Suillaceae
Exons: 4
Source: RefSeq, a predicted model, not a curated record